AUUAGUACUUUCAAUAUGAGGAAAUACAUUAUCAUCAUUUUUUUCCUCAACGUGUCGCUGAUUUUAGUUCCCUCAUCUGGUGGUGUUGAUGUGGUGGAACAACAAGAGUUUGAAGAUUUCAAAACUCAAACAAUUGAAAAACUGAAUUCGGAUAUAUAUACAUUAAGUCAAAGGGUGGAAGCCCUCGAAUGGCAGAUACAGAGAUACAUGAAUACUCCCGGUCCUCCAGGCGUGAAGGGUGAUCGUGGUGCGGUAGGACAAAAGGGAGAUAUGGGCAUUAAAGGCGAAAAGGGAGAACGUGGAGAUCUUGGGUAUGAAAACUUUAGGAGAGAGCCCGGAAACACUGCCUAUUACUCGCCAGGUGUUCCUGGCCCCAUAGGCCCUUUAGCACCAGCUCAACACAAGCCAACAGGAACCAUUUACACCUAUUUUAAAUCUGGCAUGGAACAAAAUGACAAACCCAACAAUUUGCCAUUGCUAUGGUCGACCUCCAAUUCAAGCAUGGGGGAUUCUCAAUCUUUUACGGACAUGAAAAAUAAAUUGUUCGCAAACUUUGGAAGCUUACAACCAGUAAAGGACCUGAGCAAUCAGCACUUUAGCACUUUCCAAUCAGGGUCAUCUUGGUCGUCGUCAAAUUCAUCUACAUCAUAUUCAUCUUCAUCGACGGCUUCUAAUGGACAGAUGAACCCUAUAAAAAUACAACCUUAUAUGGGUACCCAAGCCCUUACGAAUGAUCUUGACACAACUGAUAUUCCCGAGAUAGAUGGAACCAAUUUCUUCUCCAAUAAAACCUCCCAAAGUCAUAGUUCUACCAUGUCGUCGUCAUCAUCGUCGUCGUCAGCAUCGUCGUCGUCAUCAUCGUUGGUUUCCCAUUAAAUAACAAAAACUGAUAAGUGCUCAAUACUGU
This is a messenger RNA of Drosophila suzukii, 907 nucleotides long. RefSeq names its product serine/arginine repetitive matrix protein 2-like. The record is from RefSeq and is a predicted model, not a curated record. Lineage: Eukaryota; Metazoa; Arthropoda; Insecta; Diptera; Drosophilidae.